Messenger RNA from Histoplasma mississippiense, 540 nucleotides. RefSeq lists its product with no specific name. The coding region runs from base 1 to 540 and encodes 179 amino acids. The record is from RefSeq and is a predicted model, not a curated record. Gene Ontology annotation, cellular component: precatalytic spliceosome. Gene Ontology annotation, biological process: mRNA cis splicing, via spliceosome. NCBI's taxonomy places the organism in Eukaryota, Fungi, Ascomycota, Eurotiomycetes, Onygenales, Ajellomycetaceae. The transcript is spliced from 3 exons.
AUGGCUUCUCAACCUCCCCCCAAAGGGGGCAUGAUGUCGCUGUACGCCAACUUGCUUGAUCCCGCUUCAGAUAACGGCUCAACCCCUGGCACUAUCUCGCGUGCUCCUGUUGUAUUUAAACAAUCCGGCGAAAACGCUUCUCUACGGUUUCAACCUACCAAAAGACCUCAGUUGGCUUCCCAGAAGACUAAGGCUAAACCCGGCAUACCCAAGGCACCCGUCGUGGGUUCCGCUGUGGGAACAUCUCCUGUGUCUGGAAUAGCCGUCAAACCUCCCACAAAAACGUCACUUGCGGAUUGGGCUGCAACGGCCGAAGAGGAUGACGUGAACGGGUUUUAUGGAGGGGAAAAACGACAGCGGGGCGGCCGUAAAAAGCGCAAGAAGCACCGCGAGGAAACAAACCUGCAGAACUGGGAUGAUAUUUACGACCCAUCGCGACCUAAUAGCUACGAAGCAUAUAGACAUAGCGAGGAGAAAAUUCGAGAAGUUCGAGAAUGGAAAGACCGUCUGCCUCAACUUUGCGCCUCCUCCAAAUCUUAA